AUGAACGACAACUUCGAUUACCUUAAUUUAGUUGAAGAAGAACCAAAUCCAACUACAGUAGACCAUAUAAAAACGGUAGCGUCUCGUUUAAAAAAUUUUCAGAAAAAAUCUCCAGAAAAAGCCUCUUUACCAACACCACAUCAAGCAUAUGAUAAAUACGUGCGAAGAGACAAGCCUUGGUAUCUGAAGAAAGAAGGACCUCCCUCUGCGCUGAUUAACGUUCGAGAUUUUCGGAAGUCUUUUGUUGAAAAGUUUGCGGAAGAAAGGAAAAUUCUCGAAAACCAAGAUAAUGCCACUAACCUCUACGCAGAUUCUUUUAACCAAACGGUGGAAUAUGAGCUAACGGAAGGUGAAGCAAAAGAGAUCGAGAAAAAAUGCGGUGAUACUGAUAGUGGCAGAAGCACCAUAUCUUCUGGUAAUGAAUCUGACGUGGAUAAUACUAGACAUUGUACGAAACAUAAAAGUAAGCAAAGAAAGAAAAAUCCGUAUUUAUAUACUUCAUCUUCUGGAUCAGACAAGGAGGAAAUCACAUCGAUAGUAUCUACUACUGAGCUUCAACAAAAUGAUCAAUCGAAAAUGGGUAAUAACCCUAAGAGUUCUGCUAUUCUCACAGCGCGUCCUGAAUCUCUCUCGAUCGCAUUUCUUAUAUCGUCAGAAGCACCCACCGAGUCAAUCGUUAGUCCUGAUACAGUGCGAGAUUCAUCUCCGAAUAGGACAGAAUCAUCUUCGAUUUCUACACCAUUGCAGCAAGAAUCACGUCCAGUGACCCCUAAAGAAUCUGGUAUAAAUUCGCCGAGUCCACCCAAUAAAAAGAGAAAAGCUUCAGAUUCAACAAGAUCAAUACCGGACGAUGAUUCUUGGUUGGAUGAAUUAUUUUCUAAUGACACUAGUAUCUCGUCUGAUCAAUCACCUGCAAGUAAGAAACGUCGCUAUAACGCGUUGAAAAAUAAAGCCCGAAAGUUGGAGAAAAUGAUUGAAAAUUCUCGUUUGGCGAGCUUAAAAAAAGAUAAUCGAUAUAAGACACCACAUAAAACACGUCAUGAAAUUAAUCAUGUUCCCAAACGUUUACCAAACAAGACAGAAGUGACAUCGAUCAACAAAAUUACAGAGCCCGAAAUUAUACUUUCGGUCGCAUUCUAUAAUCAACACAGACCAGCACAACGAAUGCAAGAAUUUCUCGUACUGGGAAGUCAACCAUUAACCAAACUACGUGAUAAAUUCUAUUGUAAGCAAGAUUUUGUGCGCUUUAAUGUAUCACAAGAAAUUGAUUCAGAAGAAAGGUUAAAUGUGGAUCUGGAGAAAAAGUCUCCCAGUUAUUUUUUCAUUGAAAACACUUUCUAUAACGAUCGCAGAGAUCCCGAUUCAUUGGACUAUAGCAAAAAUAUUAUCAAUUGGGUUAACGAAAACAAUCGGUUUGAAGAUCCAAAAUUGGGUCAAUAUCAAGUCAAAGUCAUGGGAGAAACUAAAUUCAUUGAUCUCUCGAUUCGUCUGAAUGAGCCUUACUUGUUUUGUCAUCAAGGGAAUUGUCAACAUGCGGUAAUAUUUAGGGACCUUCGACUUUUAGAACCAGAUAUGAAAUACGAAGAUCUAAAUGCAGAUAACUAUCCAAAAGCAAUUUUUCGCAGUCGUAUUCAACAUCACAAAUGUCGAUUAUGCAAGCAGCGACCAGCGGAUUAUGUACUUCUGGACGAUAUCAAUUCACUAGAGACACCAUGUUACUGGUGUCAUAAUUGCUUUGUGCAAUUCCAUUAUUACGAUAAUAAAUUGGUCUACGGUGUAAAUUCAUUCAAGAUAUUCCAUUAUCAACACGAGGAUUAA
This is a messenger RNA of Ambispora leptoticha, 1818 nucleotides long. NCBI's taxonomy places the organism in Eukaryota, Fungi, Glomeromycota, Glomeromycetes, Archaeosporales, Ambisporaceae. The record is from the annotation of a GenBank genome assembly.